GGGGUGAAUGGGUGAUCAAGAAGGCCUAUGGCCUAGGUUGGUGACUUCCAUUGCACUUAGGAAGGGUGCCUGCCUAAGGUCUCCUCAAGUAGGAGAGCCUACAUCAUAAUUUGUGGUAGUGGGGACUUGCGUUCGCUCAGUCCCUAUCCAAUUUCAGUUUAAAGUCUUUUAAAUCAUAUAUAAAUUGGAAGAAAGUAGCUUUUGGCUGUGGCCGUCCAUUUUAUUUACACAUAUUUUAAAUUUAUGGGGUAAGGUGAGUGGGUCCUGACAGAGAUAAAAAAAUGAAAGAUAUAUGGGAAUUGUGGAGUAGGUGAAUUGGUGUACUAGACUAGUAGGUGAUGGUGUAUUAAAAAACAAGGCCGCUAUAAAAUUAUAAAUAACGUGAAUAAUAUAUAAGGCAGUUGGUGAAAAAUGUCGAAUUUGGAUCUCUCAAAAAUUUCUCUGCGGCCAUUCAAGCUAAGCGAUGUUGACGACUUUUUGCUAUGGGCUGGGGAUGAUCAAGUCACACAAAACUUAAGAUGGAAGACUUGUGGUUCAAGGGAAGAGGCUUUGGCCUUCAUAAGAGACGUGUGCAUACCUCAUCCAUGGCGACGCUCAAUCUGCCUUGACGACCGUUCCAUAGGCUUUGUUUCGGUGUAUCCGUGGUCAGGUGAUGAUAGAUGCAAGGCUGACAUAGGCUAUGCCGUAGCCGCAGACUACUGGGGCCAAGGCAUAGCCACCAAAGCAGUGAAGAUGGCUGUGCCUCAAGUGUUCAGUGACUUGUCUCAUCUGGUAAGGUUGCAGGCUUUCACUUCCCCUCAGAACAAGGCUUCUCAGAGAGUACUGGAAAAGGCUGGGUUCCUUAAGGAGGGUCUGCUCAGAAAGUACACUUAUUUUAAAGGAAACAUUAAGGAUUCGAUAGUGUUUAGUUUCUUGUCAACUGAUGAAUUUCCUCAUGAUGACUAGUGGAAAUAAUCUAAUAUGGUUUGUGCUGGAAAUAGUGUCUAAUGAAAUCCCUUUUGUUAUGGGAUAUGCUUGUAUUGUAUAUUUCUUUCUUUAAUGUGAUGCUUCUUUUGAAACAA
This is a messenger RNA of Arachis duranensis, 1061 nucleotides long. RefSeq lists its product as uncharacterized. NCBI's taxonomy places the organism in Eukaryota, Viridiplantae, Streptophyta, Magnoliopsida, Fabales, Fabaceae. Gene Ontology annotation, molecular function: acyltransferase activity, transferring groups other than amino-acyl groups. The transcript has a single exon. The record is from RefSeq and is a predicted model, not a curated record. Bases 412 to 945 code for a protein of 177 amino acids.